This is a messenger RNA of Cotesia congregata, 396 nucleotides long. The record is from the annotation of a GenBank genome assembly. Lineage: Eukaryota; Metazoa; Arthropoda; Insecta; Hymenoptera; Braconidae.
CAGGAAAUGGAUCCAAAUUCAGAUAAAAAAUGUGUGAUUUCAAUUAAUGAAAAAAAUAUUGAAGGAAUAAUCGAAUCAAAUGAAGUGGUCGUAAUUAAUUUUUAUGCGAACUGGUGUAGAUUCAGUCAACAAUUAGAGCCAAUUUAUGAGGAAGCAUGUAAAGAAGUUAGAAAUUUACAUCCAGAGCCGUCUAAAGUUGUGAUGGGCAGUGUUGACGUGGAAACUGAACGUGCACUAGGUCAAAAGUUCAAUAUUUGGGUUUAUCCCACCAUUAAAUUCAUUGUAAACGGCCGCACAAUGAAACGACAGUAUCCAGGCAAAAGAACUUACACAAUUUGUUUUGAAAUUAGUCCAAGAUCCAGUGAUAGAAAUUACUCAAUUAGAGGAAUUUAUUGA